AUGGCUGUUAAGGUUCAUGGAUCGUUGGCUAGGGCUGGAAAGGUGAGGAACCACACUCCCAAGGUCGCAAAGCAGGAGAAGAAGAAGCCGCUUACCGGCCGCGCUAAGAAGAGGCAAACCUACAACAGGAGGUUCGCCAGCAGCGUUUCCGGCCGCAGACGUGGCCACAACGCCCAGGGCUAA
Theileria orientalis strain Shintoku is the source of this 183-nucleotide messenger RNA. Its product is annotated as ribosomal protein S30. NCBI's taxonomy places the organism in Eukaryota, Apicomplexa, Aconoidasida, Piroplasmida, Theileriidae. Gene Ontology annotation, molecular function: structural constituent of ribosome. Gene Ontology annotation, cellular component: ribosome; cytosolic small ribosomal subunit. The record is from RefSeq and is a predicted model, not a curated record. Gene Ontology annotation, biological process: translation. The transcript is spliced from 2 exons. The coding region runs from base 1 to 183 and encodes 60 amino acids.